AUGUCUUCAGUAAUUCGAUCAUCGCUACGACAGUCGAGCAGAGCUGCUCAGCAGCUCGCCCGCGGAGCUGGCGCCAGGUCCUACUCCUCGGCCAACCCUCCCCCGGCUCAAGGAGGAGCCAAUCGGACUUUAAUCCUCGGUCUCGUGGCCGUCACAGUCCCAGCUGUAUACCUCCUAUCGACGCGCAACGCCAAGGCACAAGAGAAGCCCGCAGCCGAGAAAACACACGCGCCACCCCAGGUUCACCCCGACCCAGCCGAGAGGGCGCGGCUCGCCAAGGAGAAGCUCGCAGCCAACGACGGCAAGGUCAAGUACGAACACCCGGAGCAUCUCGAGCCCGACAAGUACAAGCCGGCGUUUGGGCGGGUUCACGAGCGGAAGAGAGUCGAUGGCCCGCCGGAUGGGCGGAACCACCAGGAACUGCAUGAUAGACAAAAGCAUCUUUAA
Molecule: messenger RNA, 447 nt
Organism: Neoarthrinium moseri
Lineage: Eukaryota; Fungi; Ascomycota; Sordariomycetes; Amphisphaeriales; Apiosporaceae
Exons: 2
Coding region: 1-447 (148 amino acids)
Source: RefSeq, a predicted model, not a curated record